AUGGCUCUCUCCUGGCAGGCAGUGCUGGCCUGCAGGAAAUACCUCAUCAUCACCCUGGUUCCCCUCAUCUUCCUCCCUCUGCCUCUGCUCCUGCCCACCAAGGAGGCUCUGUGUGGCUAUGUGAUCAUAGUGAUGGCACUUUUCUGGUGCACAGAAGCCCUGCCUUUGGCUGUCACAGCUCUCCUGCCCGUCCUGCUGUUCCCACUAAUGAAUAUCAUGGAUUCAACAACAGUCUGCCAGGAGUACUUGAAGGACACCAACAUGCUCUUUUUGGGGGGCCUGGUGAUGGCCAUUGCCAUCGAGACCUGGAACCUGCACAAGCGAGUGGCUCUGAGGGUCCUGCUGAUCACGGGUGUCAGGCCAGCCCUACUCCUGAUGGGUUUCAUGGUGGUGACAGCUUUCCUGUCCAUGUGGAUCAGCAACACAGCCACCACUGCCAUGAUGGUCCCCAUAGCACAGGCGGUGAUGGAGCAGCUGCACAAGUCAGAAACUGAGUCUGGCACCACUGGCCAAGUGCCUGAACACAACAACAAAGCCUUUGAGCUGCAGGAAAAGUCACCUGGCAGCUUCAAAGAACCAGAGGAAAAAGUCGAGGAAGAGAGGAAGAGAAAUGAAGAGAUUGAGAAGAAACACUUGAAGCUGUCCAAGGGAAUGUCCCUCUGUAUUUGUUACUCAUCCAGCAUUGGAGGGAUCGCCACUCUGACUGGGACAACUCCAAACCUGGUGCUGCAAGGCCAAAUUAAUGACAUCUAUAAAGACAACGGUGGCAUCAUCAACUUUGCCUCCUGGUUCUCCUUCGCCUUCCCCACCAUGGUGGUGCUGCUGAUUUUGGCGUGGAUUUGGCUGCAGAUCCUGUACCUGGGCUUCGAUUUUAAGAAGAAUUUUGGUUGUGGUGCCAGUCCUGCUGCCAAGGCUAAGGAGAAGCAGGCCUAUGAAAUCAUCAAGGAAGAGAGCAAGAAACUGGGCAAAAUGAACUUUGCAGAAAUAGAAGUUUCAAUCCUCUUCAUUCUCCUGGUGGUGUUGUGGUUUACAAGAGAACCUGGGUUCAUCCCGGGCUGGGCAACAGUUCUCUUCAACAAAGACAAUAAAAGCUAUGUCACCGAUGCUACUGUCGCCCUCUUCAUUGCACUGCUGCUCUUCAUCCUCCCCUCUGGCUUUUCCAACCAGGACAGAGACCAAGAGCAAACAGGGGGCAGGGCAAAGUUCCGGGCACCUCCACCCCUCCUGGGCUGGAAGGUCGUGCAGGAGAAGAUGCCGUGGAACAUCGUGUUCCUGCUGGGAGGUGGCUUCGCCUUGGCCAAAGGCAGCGAGAAGUCUGGUCUGUCUGCGUGGCUGGGCACCAAACUGACCCCUCUGCAGAGCAUCCCUCACCCAGCCAUUGCCUUCCUGCUGUGCCUCCUCAUCGCCACCUUCACCGAGUGCACCAGCAACGUGGCCACCACCACCCUCUUCCUCCCCAUUCUGGCUUCAAUGGCUGAAGCAAUUUGCCUCAACCCUCUCUAUGUCAUGCUGCCCUGCACACUCUCUGCAUCGCUGGCCUUCAUGCUCCCCGUGGCAACUCCUCCCAAUGCCAUUGUCUUCUCUUAUGGACAGCUCAGGGUUAUUGAUAUGGCCAAAGCUGGGUUUGUACUCAACAUUCUGGGAGUUCUGACCAUAACUCUGGCCAUCAACACCUGGACUUCAUCCCUGUUCCAGCUGCAGACGUUCCCAUCGUGGGCAAACAGGACAGGGAGCUGCCUGUGA
Molecule: messenger RNA, 1743 nt
Organism: Lonchura striata (white-rumped munia)
Lineage: Eukaryota; Metazoa; Chordata; Aves; Passeriformes; Estrildidae
Source: RefSeq, a predicted model, not a curated record